GUGCCUCAGUGUAUUUUGACUGCAUUUAAAUAUUAUUAAUAUCAAAAUAUCAUUAACAUGUCUGCGAGUUAUGAUGGAACAAGUAAGAGUAGUAGAGCUGAGAAUAAUGAAAAGUCCACAAAAGACUUCAAGGAGUUGAUAGACAAAGAAGAAUAUGAGUUGAGAAAGCGCCUCCCAAGGAAAUUGCCCAAGAGGAAAACAGAUGUGUAUGUUACCAGAAAGACUAAUUUUAACUGUCAGCUGGAGAGAUCACAGAAAAUCCUGGAUUCUGAAAAUGAGGUUUACAUUCAUGGUCUUGGUGCAGCAAUAAACAGGGCUAUAAACCUGGCCUUACAGUUACAAUCCAAAGGUCAAGGUUCUGUGGAAAUGUCUGCUCACACUUCAACCGUCGAAUUAGUUGAUGACCUUGAACCUCAAACAGAUGACCUGGAAGCAGAAACUCAGUCAAGGAAUAAUUCUGCAAUUCAUAUUAAGUUGUUUAAAAUAAAUCCACUAAAGGUUGAGCUAUCACAAGACAAAGGUGAAGCAUCAUGAUAAUUAUUGUAUUUCGUUAUAUGAAUGAAUUAAAUUUGAGUCAUGAUUUUAAA
Saccostrea cuccullata (small rock oyster) is the source of this 587-nucleotide messenger RNA. RefSeq names its product ribonuclease P protein subunit p20-like. Gene Ontology annotation, molecular function: nucleic acid binding. Gene Ontology annotation, biological process: tRNA 5'-leader removal. Lineage: Eukaryota; Metazoa; Mollusca; Bivalvia; Ostreida; Ostreidae. The record is from RefSeq and is a predicted model, not a curated record. Gene Ontology annotation, cellular component: nucleus; ribonuclease MRP complex; nucleolar ribonuclease P complex. Bases 58 to 534 code for a protein of 158 amino acids. The transcript has 2 exons.